AUGUCAGCCACGGCUCCUCCAGAUUCUUCCGAUGUUACUUCUCCAGCAAAAAAGAAGAAUAACAAGAAGAAGAAGCAUGCUAAAUCGAAAUCCAACGGAGAAAUUCCUCAGGUUCAAGAGCAUGGACAGGACCCUACAGCAAACGUGUCAGAAGAGGGGAAUGCAGAGGAAUCUGGACAGUCAACUGUGAAUACUCCAAAAGAUUCUCAUUUUCCAGAAAGCACAGAUUCGCAGACGAAUGGCCUCAAAAAUGACUUUGCAAGUAAUGGCCAUGCGGUUGCGCAAACACAAUCUAGCACCAAGGAUGCAGAAGGGUCCUCGGAAAAGAAUGGUUCAGAUGCAUUAGAUGCAAGCAUUCGACUGGAAGCAAUGACGGCAGAGCGUCAGGCAUUGCGCGCUGAAGUUGAACAAUUGCGAAAAUCUUUGGAGGACAUCCAGGGCAAGCAUUCGGAAGAAGAUUCAAUAGCUAAAGGUCAAUACUCCGAGAAUCUAUCGUCUGUCGAAGAAAAGUACAAAGAGGAGAUUGCCACAUUAAAGAGUCAACAUGCAGAGGAAAUUUCUACAGUCCGAGCGGAAUUGGAGGAGACUGAAUCUUCGAGAGAAAAUUGGGAAUCUCAAUAUCACACAUUACUUACACGCGUCAAUACGAUCAAAACUACCUUGGGGGAACGAUUAAAAGCGGAUAAAGAAGAAUUGGCGGAAGCUAACGAGAAGAUCGAAGAUUUGGAAUCACAAGUGGAAUCAUAUCAAAGCACUAUCCAAGGAUUGGAGGACGAGGUAUCUAAACUACGGAAUGGAAUUAAUGAAUCUUCCAAGGAAAUUUCGAGCAUGCGAAACCGCAAUAAUUUAUCACAACAGAAUUGGGUCCAUGAAAGGGAGGAUUUGAUUCAACAGGCUAAACAUCUUAAAGAGGAAGCCGAUGCCGCAAAGGAAGCCAUGGGGGAUUGGGAGGUUUUGGCUAUGGAAGAGAGAUCUAUAAGGGAGAAUCUAGAAAGUAGAGUUUCUGAUAUGGAGGAACAAUUUUCUACUCAAAAAGAAGCAUAUGAAACCGCAGUCGCCGAACGAGAUAGUCAAUCUCAGACAGUUGAUGGUUUACAACGAGCUCUACAAGAAAUCCAAGAGACUCGGAGACGAGAACUUCGAGAGAUGGUCGAAAGUUGCGAUGAGCAAAUUCAAGCCCUUAAGAAAGUCGUUCAGGAUUCAGAUUCUAGAUGUGUUGAGGCUGAAACUUCGAAAGAAGCUCUUAAAACAGAAUUGGAUCGACUCCUACCUUUUGAAAAGGAAGUGAAGGAAAAGAACUUACUGAUUGGUAAACUUCGUCAUGAAGCUAUUGUGAUUAAUGAUCACCUCACAAAAGCCUUGAGAUUUAUUAAGAAAUCAAAAGUCGAGGAUAAUGUUGAUAGACAAGUCGUCACAAAUCACUUCUUACAUUUCCUCUCCUUGGAUCGUUCAGAUCCAAAGAAAUUUCAAGUCCUUCAAGUCAUUGCUUCACUAUUGAACUGGACAGAUGAGCAAAAGGAGCAAGCAGGUCUAGCCAGACCAGGUGCUUCAAGUAAUAGUUUACGUCUACCAAUGUCACCAUUUCAUCGAACACCAAGCACGCCAUCUUUAUCUACAGAGUUUUUCACCGAACCUUCGAGCGCCCAGAAAGAGUCUCUUUCAGAACUCUGGACAGGAUUCUUAGAAAGAAGUGCGGAAGAGGGGAGUGUUAAAGAUAAGGAUAGUAGAAGUGGAAGUGUUAGUAGUUCAACGACUCUAGCAACAAAAUAG
This is a messenger RNA of Sclerotinia sclerotiorum 1980 UF-70, 1770 nucleotides long. RefSeq lists its product as hypothetical. Gene Ontology annotation, biological process: Golgi organization; endoplasmic reticulum to Golgi vesicle-mediated transport. Bases 1 to 1770 code for a protein of 589 amino acids. Lineage: Eukaryota; Fungi; Ascomycota; Leotiomycetes; Helotiales; Sclerotiniaceae. The transcript is spliced from 4 exons. The record is from RefSeq and is a predicted model, not a curated record. Gene Ontology annotation, cellular component: Golgi apparatus. Gene Ontology annotation, molecular function: small GTPase binding.